CCUAAUAUUUCCCAUUGACCGAGCGGCGCGUCUCUUUCUUUGGUUUGCGAUUUGGCCGCGGUGUCCCACUAAUCAGCCAUAGGGAGUGAAAGGUUAACUGGAUUCGCGCCACCCAGCUCCCACCACGGCGCCGCCGCCGCCACCUCCAUGCCCCACCCGGCGGCCGCCGCAGCUCCCCUUCAGUGGCGACCAUCGCACGCGCAGCCGCUCUCUCCCCCGCCGCUCGGCUACUCCUCCGCCAGCGCAUGGGUUCCUCCGCCUCCACCGCCGCCGCCCUCCUCGCCCUGCCCUCCCCCUCCUCAUCUUCCUCCGACGACUCCGACGACGCUGACGAAGCCAGGAUCCUCCCGCCCUCGCCCGCGCUGGAGCCGGAGGCAGCCUCCCCGCCCCCGCCCCCGCAGCAGCAGCAGCCGGCGCGGCGGUGGCUGGACCUGGAGCGCGACUGCAACAUGGCAAUGAAGGCGCUGGCGCGCGCGGGGGACGUCGCGCAGGUCGCCGACCUCUUCGCCGAGCUCGCGCACUCCGCCUCGGCCGCCGGCGCGGCGCCCGGCGUCCUCUGCUACAACACGCUCCUCAACGCGCUCGCGGAGCACGGCCGCGCGGCGGAGGCCCGCGGGGUGUUCGACGGAAUGCUCGCGGCGGGCGUGGCGCCCACCGCCUCGUCCUUCAACAUCCUCGUCAAGCUCUACGCGUGGCGGACCGCGGAGUUCCACCUCGCGUACGACGAGAUCCACGGGAUGCGGGGCCACGGGGUAGUGCCCGACGUCGGCACCUACUCCACGCUCGUCACCGGGCUGUGCCGCGCGGGGAGGCUCGACGAGGCGUGGGGCGUGCUCGAUUGGAUGCUGCAGGAGGGGUGCCGCCCGAUGGUGCACACCUACACGCCCAUCUUGCAGGGUUAUUGCCGCAAUGGCCAUAUUGAGGAGGCUAGGAAGCUCAUAGACUUUAUGGAGGGUGCCGGUUGCCCACCCAAUUCUGUCACUUACAAUAUUCUGAUCAAGGCAUUGUGUGAUGAUGGCAGAUUCGAUGAAGUCGAGCAGGUUUUAGAUGAGAUUAAAACUAAGGGCCUCAAGCCCAGUUCAGUGACCUAUAAUACAUAUAUGGAUGCUCUCAGCAAGAAAGGCAUGGGUGAGAAAGCACUUCGGCUGGUCGAGGACAUGCAAUGUGAAGGUUUGAAACUCACAGCUUUUACUUUGAGUAUUGUUAUAAACUGCUGUUGCUGGAACUCGAAGUUUUCAGAAGUCAUUCCCUUAUUAGAGAGGAGCACGGAGUUAGAUUGGUGUGCUGCUGUUGUUGCAUACAACACUGUCAUGAGCAGACUAUGUGACACGGGCAGAUGGUUGGCUAUUCUGGAGCUCUUGGCGGACAUGAUCAAGAAAGGCAUCAUCCCAAACACGCGUACGUUCAACAUUUUGAUUAAUAGUCUUUGCACCAGGGGGAAGCUUUCCAUAGUAAAGAAUCUGGUUUUUAAUCAUCGGUUUCCUGCAAAUGUUGUGACAUACAAUACACUUAUCCAUUGGUCUUACUACCAUGGGAAGGCUAGUGAUGCGGAGAACAUGUUUGAGUACAUGACACAAGUAGCCAAUAUUGCUCCAGAUGAAGUCACCUAUACCAUAAUGGUUGAUGGAUUUUGCCGACAAGGAGAAUUUGAUAAGGCUACUGAUUGUUUUAAAGGAUCUCUCAAGAAUAGACUGUCAAAGGAUCUUCUUACUGCCCUUUUAAAUAGGCUUGGUCGCAAGGAAAGAAUCUGGAACAUACUUGAUAUAUUCGAGGAAAUUGAAAGACGAGGUUUUGUCCGUGAUCACAUGAUAUUUGAGGGUACAAUUAGAUCAUUUUGUAGGUUUGGUUUUCGUCAGUACACAAAGAUGUUUAAUCUGGAAUUUCUUCUUGAUGGAAUGUUGGGACCUGGCAAGGAACUAUACCCUACCCAUAAGGGUCGAGGAAAGAGAUAAAUGAUCACAGGCAAGAUGGCAACUGGUAAAAUACCUCUUUCAAGUUUGUUGUCAGAUACAUAUGACUAGUGCUAGAAAGCUUCUAUAUGGAUUACAACACUAUAUCUCAUAUGCGAAACUACAGUUCUUUUUUCUGGGAGACAUUUCUGUGAACUUUGAAAAAACUAAAGACAAGUAUUAGAAGGACCAUUAGAGUGGAAUGGUAGUUAGUGGGUGGUCAUGAUUUAGUCCUCGAUGUGCGCUUCAAAAAUUUUGCCAUUAUUCCUGAUACUAUUGAGCCAAGACGGAUCUUAUUGAAUUUCAGUUA
Molecule: messenger RNA, 2259 nt
Organism: Panicum hallii
Lineage: Eukaryota; Viridiplantae; Streptophyta; Magnoliopsida; Poales; Poaceae
Product: pentatricopeptide repeat-containing protein At1g62914, mitochondrial-like
Exons: 1
Coding region: 246-1952 (568 amino acids)
Molecular function (GO): protein binding
Source: RefSeq, a predicted model, not a curated record